GCCCCCGGCCCCGGCCCCGGCCCCGGCCUCGGCCCCGGCCCCGGCCCCGGCCCGCCCGACCUUCAUGCGCUUCCCCUCCCCCGCGCACGCACGGGGGGUGCGCGCCUGCCCCGGAACAGGACUGCCACUGUUGAGUCUGUGGGAGUAUGAAUCAGCAGCAGCAGAGAAUGGCUGCAGUUGGGACAGACAAAGAGCUCAGUGACCUGCUGGACUUCAGUAUGAUGUUUCCCCUGCCAGUGGCUAAUGGAAAAAACAGACCCACGACCCUAGCAAGCACUCAGUUUGGAGGAUCAGGUUUGGAUGAAAGACCGGGAUCAGGUUCCUGGGGAACGGGAGAUCAAAACAGCUCCACAUUUGACCAAGGAAGGCAGAGCUAUGGUGAAGGCCCCCACUACGGCGAGCACAGGGACCUGCCGUCUCACAGCAGCGUAUCUUCAUCACCAUUCCUGGGAGCUGGACUAGUGGGGAAGAGCAGUGAAAGAGCCUCCUACUCCACAUUCGGAAGAGACACAGGGAUGCCAGGACUAAACCAGGUAACAACUGGUUUCCUGCCCAGUGAAAUGGGAAUUGCGAGUCCGAGCACGCUUUCCCCCACCGGAGUGAAAGGGGGGUCUCAGUACUUUUCUUACCCCAACAAUCCUCGCAGGAGAGGUGCUGAGAGCAACAUAGAUGGACAGCCCAAAAAGGUUCGGAAGGUGCCUCCUGGACUCCCCUCCUCGGUGUAUCCAUCCAACUCAGGUGAUGACUACAGCAGGGAUCCAGCUGGAUAUACUCCCUCAAAACCUCCCAGCACUGUGUAUCCCGGAGCCUUUUACAUGGCAGACGGGCUCCAUAACUCGCCAGACCUGUGGAGUUCACCGGGUGCCAUGAGCCAGUCGAGUUACGGUGCCAUGCUGGGCAGCUCCUCCUCCCCGCUCCCGCAGCCCAGCGGCUUCAACAGUUUACAUCAGCACGAACGCAUGAACUACCAGCUUCAUUCAGGAGAGGUUAACGGCGGACUCCCCUCUGUGUCUGGCUUUUCCUCCGCCUCCACGCCGUACGGUGUCUCCAGUCACACGCCCCCGAUCAGCGGGACGGACAACAUGAUGGGUAACAGAGGAACCACAGCUGGGAGCUCGGGAGACGCGCUCGGGAAGGCACUAGCUUCAAUUUAUUCCCCCGAUCACUCUAGCAAUAACUUCUCGUCGAACCCCUCUACACCGGUCGGCUCCCCUCAGGGGCUUGCAGGCACAUCCCAGUGGUCGCGAGCGAGCGGACAGGGUGCCUUAUCUCCCAGCUACGAAGGGAGCCUCCACACUUUACAAAACAAAAUGGAAGACAGGUUGGACGAAGCCAUCCACGUGCUGAGGAAUCACGCCGUGGGCCAGACAGCCGCCAUGCCGAGCAGCCACGGGGACAUGCACGGGCUCCUGGGCUCGGCGCCAGCCCACAGUGCCGCCGUGGGCAGCCUGGGCCAGGCCUUCCCCACCUCGGUCAUGUCCCUGGGGAACAGGCACCCGAGUCUGGUGGGGGGAGGUCACCCCGAAGAUGGGUUGUCCAGCAACCCCAGCAUGCUCCACAACCAUGUCACCCUUCCGUCACAGCCCAGCUCGCUCCCUGACCUCAGCAGGCAGCAAGACACGUACAGCGCAGGCUUGUCAGGGGGGCUGGGGCGAAGCAGCGUCUCCUCAGGAACCAGCGAAAUAAAGAGGGAAGAGAAGGAGGAUGAGGAGAACACGUCAGUGGCAGAUAACUCGGAAGAGGAGAAGAAGGAGCUGAAACCCUCCCGGAACAGAACAAGGUGCUCUUUGAACAGUCAAGAUGAGGAUGAGGAGGACGAUCUUCUUCCCCCAGAGCAAAAAGCCGAGAGAGAGAGAGAAAGGAGGGUCGCCAAUAAUGCCCGUGAGCGCCUGCGGGUCCGUGACAUCAACGAGGCCUUUAAAGAGCUCGGACGCAUGUGCCAACUCCACCUAAACAGCGAAAAACCGCAGACCAAACUGCUAAUCCUACACCAGGCCGUAUCAGUCAUACUGAACCUGGAGCAACAAGUUAGAGAGCGCAAUCUGAACCCUAAAGCAGCCUGCUUGAAGCGUCGGGAAGAGGAGAAAGUGUCCGGAGUAGUAGGAGAUCCCCAGAUGACACUUUCAGCUUCACAUCCUGGUCUAGGAGAUGGUCACAACCCUGUUGGACACAUGUAAAGAUCUUUUUGUUCCUCUGGAUACAGAGAUCUGUAGGAAGAAAACCCUCAGUGUGACCUGCAACCUUCUCGAACCAUAAACUUUAGUACUGCUAAUACUGACACACAUGGACGGAUCCUGGCAUGACGUAAGGGGUGGAAAAAACACUUUGUCAAAAACAAAAUGAAAACAAAAAAAUUGCCUUAAGUAUAAAGUGCAGAACAGUCAAUACAUAUCACUCAGUUAGGAGGGGGUGGCGUGUUCUCUUGGCUUGUUCACAAGCAGCCAGCAGCAAAAUUGUGCCUAAGCUUGAUAUUUCUUUUUUAAAAAAAAAGAACAUUAGUUAUGAGAUUUUUUAUGUAGAACAAAUAGCAAUGCCUUUUGGUUUUUUUAGCUUCUUUUGCAUAUGUUUUGUAAGCAACGAAAAGAAUUUUUUUUUGUAUAAAAAAAUGUCUUGUACCCCAUGCUUUUCUGCUGCUGUUUCUAUAGUUAACGUUGCAUCUUUAGGAUCAACCAGAAUAUUAAAAUUGUAUUAAGAGAGACUGGAUAUAAAGAGAGGAAUUCUCAGAUUCGGCUCUAAAAGCCACUAAAAGCGAAUGUAGCCACAGCGAGGGGAUGUUCUUCCUCGCCUGGCUUGUACCUUCCAUUAUAAAAAAACAAACAAACUCAUGUGCUGAAUUCACCAUCUCUUUGCUUUGGCCGCUUCUGAUUUGGGAAAAGGAAGUUAAAACAGCAAAGCAAGUUGCAGCGCUGCUCCCGCUCCUCCUGGGAGGCGGCCGAGGUCCAUCGAGGGUCUCUGCAAGAUUUGCUUUACUCCCGGAGAGUCCCGGAGGCAGCGGUGCCCCACGGCUGUCCCAGAGCGUCGUGAUGAGAGCAGGCCCUGGGGGGUGGAAGAGACCCGAGGGACUGGGGCGCUUUCAAGGUAAGCAAAGAAGGAACACGGAUGCAAGAGGAAAGGCCGGGGCGGAGGAAAGUGCCUCUUGCCCACACGUCUGAGCGAGCGCCUGCUCUCGGAGGCGCUUCCAGGGGCAGCGCCGAACAAAGAGGAACCGAACAAAGCUGGAGGACGGGGAAGAGGCGGAGGCAGGCGGAGCAAAGGCAGCAGCAGGACACCGUGCCCGGCGGCCUUGCAGCAGACGGACCGGCGGACGCUGGCGGCAGAGCCCAGGGUGGCAGGGAGGGCAGCGGCUGCCUGGCACGUGCGCUCGCUCCAGCCCUCAGCAGGCUGCGACUGGCGGCAGGAUCCCCGUCCCCGCGCAGCUUCUCCCCCGCGCUGGAGCCACCACGGCUGGAAGCACAAAAGCGCCGCAGGCUUGAGGAGGGGGUGGUUUGACACCCACCUUCGCCCACUGUCUCCAGAGCAUCCUGGGUAGCAAACUCAGCGUGGCAUGCCGCCCGGCUUGCCGUGGGGAUGCAGUGGCCACGCUCGCAAGCCCAUGGGCUCCUCUCUCCGUGCUGGAGAGGAGGGCAGCAGCCAGCGCCCAUCCUGCGCGAGACACUCCAGCAGCCAAGCUGGGCCAGCGAUCCCUUCGCUCCGAGAGCUUCCCAGUGUCGCUCCAGACCGCUCCGGCGUGCUCAGCGGGAGGAAGAUCCCCGGCAGCCCUGCUGCGUGGCAGCCUGCCCCGGAGGUGCAGGAGCAAGCAGAGGUGCUCAGUGGUGCCGAGCCGCGGCAGCCGUUCCGGAGUUGCCAAUGGAAAAGCAUCCACCAGGAAUUUAUUCUUGUUUCUUCCCUCUGCUUCUCCUUCUGAAACGUUUUGUGCCCGGUUCUUCCCAGCUCUGCCGGCAGACGUGGUCAGCUCGCUGGGGGGAUGUUAAAUCCCAUCUCAGCAGUGUCUGUAAUUAUCUUGGACUGGGGCCGACUGCUGCCCAGAUCCGCCUGGCAGAGCCCAGUCGGGUGGUUCAUGGGGCACUGGUGCGGGCCUGGGGGACGCGUGGGGACAGGGUCCAUCUCUCCCCUCUGCUUCCUUGGCCUGUGCUCCUGGGGAAGCUGUAUUGCUUUGGCACAGGGAAAGGGAAGGAGUGGUGAGCAGGAUUUAGGUCCUGUGGCACUUCCUAGUAGCUGCGGGCUUUGGCAUACCUCCUGGUGCUCCUCUGUGCUUGUAGUUCUGCUUCGUGCUCCAGCAAAGCCUGCUGGAAAUGCUCGGGACAUUGCUCAUCUGCCACCGACGCCCGGGUACCGUGGGCUCAGCCCCUGUAGCAUCUCCAGGAGGAGCCACUUUACAAGUGCCGGAGCAGUAUGGGACAUCUGUCCCUGCUGCCCUUGGCACCGGCACUGCCCUGGGACUCUGCAAGGUCCGACUGGAGCUCUGAGGCUUUCGGGUGCUCCGGGCUUUCCCUGCCCACAGCCUGCUGCUCCCACCAGCGCUUCUGUGCGGUGAGACCUGAGACCACAGCAGCCUCCAGCUCAGUCCCCAGGGAGGGUCAGUGGCUGUGGUCCCUGCAGCCCAGGAACACACGUUCUUCUCGCCCGUGUCAACAGAUGUGCCAGGCUAAUGAGCUCAUCAGGUUAUGACACUCCUCCCUCCCUUGGGUCCUUCUGCCUGCCUAAGCCCUGGGCCGCGUGAGACGGAUGAGGUUUUCCUCCGCGUGUGACAGCCGCGCAGCUCCCUUGCAGCAAAAGCCAUGUCUUGCUAAAGCAUCCUGAUGGGUUGGGUUGCGCUGGAGCAAGUUCAGUUUGGGGAUGCUAAAACACACAGGGAGGGGGGGCAGUGCCCCUCCGUUGCCCGCCAGCUGGGUCCGGAUGCUCAGACAACCCCGAUUCCUGCUCUGGGGUAGGGCUCUGGGGACUCAUCGGCCACUUUGUGCAGCCUGUAAGAGGCUGCUUCAUCCCGUGAGCGUUUCUGCCCCGUCAGCAGCACGCUGCUGGGGCAAACAGGGCGCUUGCUGCUGCUCAGGGUUUUCUGCUGGCUCAGUGCCCCAGGACCAGGGAGGGAUGGAGUAAUGUCCCAGCAAUGGCAAGCUUGAAACACUACAAAAAAACCCUAAAAAGUGCUUCCCCGGCAUUUUUAUUUUGCAACAAGAAUUUGAGGUGGCAGUCACGUAUAACUGGAUUUAAAGAAAAGAGAUUGUGGUGAAGAAAAAUCCAGAAAGUCAACUAAGUUGGAAAUUUGAGAAUAUUUAUGAUUUGUUGAAAAUUUUGCUGAACUGCUUCAUCCCCUCCAAGUCCUGGCUGACACUCUGCAGGCCAGGGGGAACUCCUGAGGAGACAGAGCCCUUCCCAUCAUCCCCAAACCACCAGGCCCUGCCACACAGAUGGGGCUUUUCGUCUGCAUUUUGCUGGUGUAGAUGCUGUUUUCUUGACAGCAAAAUCAGCUCACUUCCUUGGCAAGGCUUGGAUGAAGGUCCUUGAGCAUCAACCCCCGGUGCCAGGGAUUGGAGAUCUUGGUUCCUCCAGCGGAACAGCGCAGUGUCAGGGGCUGGCAGUGCUGGGCCAGGGAGCUGCCUCGACGGCGCAGGGUGCUUUGUGUGCUGGGAUGCUGCCCCAGUGGCAUCUCUGCUCUCCAGGUGCCUUGUGGAGCGCAGCAAGGAAAAAUUACUUUGGCUUGCCAGUGUGUUUGGCUCAGUGUGAAUGUGGUGCCUGUAACCUGCCAGGGAGAGUGGCUUUUCUGAAAACAAGCACUGUCAGCUGCUGUCCCCAAAAUACCACCAGGCCAGCCCUGAAAUACAGGUUGUUGCAAUGAAACUCUUGUCUUUAGGUGUCGUGGUAAGAGAAGGCCAGUGCUUGCGCUCUCCCCAGCCCACAGCUCUGCUGGCAUUCAGCUGUACGAUCUUACAGAUCACUUUUCUCCCCAGACUUGCUUCUCUGCCUGGCUGUAUGUCCCUUGCGCCAGUGGUCCUGCAAAGAGAGGUGUCACAGAUGGGUGACAUUCAGUUUUCUGCUUCCUCUCUCAGCCUUGCAUGUAUGGGUUCUCCUGGGCUGCGUGCCCCUCGUCGAUGGGGGCCACAGAGCCCCCAUGUAGCUUCCUUCAGCAGAUGGGGGAUCAGGGGAGAGGCUGCCUCCCCCUGUGUGCAUUUUCUAGUUGCUCUCUUCCCGGGCCACAGCAGCUGAGCUGCAUCCCGGUCGAACAGCAGAACUGGGGUCCCAGGGGACGCUUCUUGUGCGGCUGGGCUGGGGUCCUGGGGUCCCCGGCUCUAGGCACCUCCUCUUCCCCCACCCCCCCCCAAGCAGCCCCCUGCCUCCCUGCACCUCCUGCCUGAGUGCUGUGCAUGAGCCAGGUGCUUGGGAGUGUCUGGAAUCCAGUUUAUUAACAGUAAAAAUUGCAGAUUUUUGUUCUUUCUCCCUCUUCACCUGCUUUCGCCCCAGAGCAAAACAGCUGCAGCCUCCCAGAGACUGCACCUUUAUGGUCUCGUACCGACGGUGCUCAGCAGCGACGGGAGGUGGUGGCAGUCUGCCUGCUCCAGCUCACAACCCCGCAGCCGCUGCCAGUGCACCCCCCGGGGAGCAAAAUUCCAGCUAACCCCUGGUUUGGCAGUCGCUCUCCUGCCUGUGACCCGCCAGUCAGAUCUACUCACAGCCGAGCAACUGCCUGGCUUGAGUUCAGCUCCAGCUCUUUGCCAGCAUCUCCUCGGGCUCUCUGCUCCCCUGCUUUUACAGCUACGGAGGUGUGGUGGCAGGAGGGACAGGACCUGGGGCAUCUGGAUCCCAGUGCGUGCCCCUCCUGUCUGCCCCGAGCCCCAGCCUGGGAGCAAGGGGCGCAGCGCUGCCUGGGCAGACGGUUUGCAGGAAUCAGGGCUGUCGCGUUAUCUGGGCACCCCAAGAUCCUGUAUCUGAGUGUUGGGGAGCAGGUCCGUGCCCGCCCCACGCACUGGGGUCACCUUGCUGCCCCUUGGAUGCCAUCGCUCCAGGGCCAGGGGUCUGGAUGCUUUGCAGGUGGGGGUUUUUGCCCUCUCCGGCAGAGAAAUGCAGGAGUGUGAUGUGAAACCUCCCCAGCUGUGACUUCAGCGAGCGGCUUUUGCCCCUAGCCCACGCGUCGGUGAUGAGCCCGUUUCCUAGAGCUUUUGCACUCGCUGCCCAGUAGCGAUUGAACAGGAAGGACAGAAUCAGGCUGGGAUUUCCCCAGGAGUCUGCAAUUUCAGGUUCAGUGCAGAAGCCGCUCUCAGAGGUCCUUUGUGUCUCACGCGUGCACCCGCUGAAGCCAGCAGAGCCUUUGGGCCCUGGGCAACCCAGUGCAUCCUCCCCCUCGGCGGGUGGGGGGGCCUUGAGAAACAGGAGGCUUUUGAAACCCCCGCUCCCCCGCAUCCCUGAGCUUUUCUCCCAUGGGGAGGCUGCCAACUCCAGUGCCAGUGGAGCCGUGGUCCUCCUGCUGUGUGCUGUGCUGGUGAUUUGACCAGCUCCAGUCGCAGCAAGGCGUUGGCCUGGGAUUUUAGACGGGAGCUGAGAAUGGUGAAGCAAAGCCAGUACUGGAGUUGGGCCAGGACGAGCCAUCAGCCCCCGAGGUGCAGUGCUGGCUAGCCUGGAGCAAGCCGUGGCCACUGGAUUCCCCCGUUCCUGCUCGACACCAGCAAUAGCAAGACCUGUUUUCUGUACCACAAGCUUGCACGAGGUCUUUGCCCUGUUAAAUCCUAUGCAACCCCCGCUCCCCUCCCCCCGGGGCUCUCCAGAUCCCACCCCAGCCCAUUCUCUGUGCUCUUGUCCAUGGCUGCUGAGUUCCCGCUCCCUGCUGCUCUCAGGGUCCAGCUUCAUUUCUAGCAGCUCCGAAAGCAUUUCAAGACCUGGAGCUGGAGGUGGCGGGGGGGGGGGGGGUGUAGAUGAGGGGUGACACCACAGGAACACCCCUUCCAACUCAUGCUGCGGGAGCUGAGCACUGAAUUGGAGUGGGCAAGGCCUGGUCCUUGGGCUCCCCCACGCACCCUUCACCCUCCUGUGCCUUCUGCUCGAUGCUUGGCAGCUCACCGCGAGCACCCUUCGCCUCGCCCAGUCCCUCUGAAUGGAGAAGCCGUGUCCCACCUCGUUGCUGCCCAGCUCUACGGACCGCUCUGCUAAUGCCUGAGCCUCAGGCCUGGCUCGUCUUCCUUCAACCACCUCAAGCCUGAAGGUGUGUUCCCCUCCUCCUGCGCUCCCCAGUCUCUCCAGCCAGCGCCUCUGAGCUGUUUCCCCUCGUGCGCAGCCACCGUGGGUUUCUUUGCAGUUGGGGCAGAACCGUGCCACCGGCUGCUGGGGCGGAGGCGGGGGGAUUUGGGAGGUGGAUGCUGCAGGUCGGUGCUGCGGCACAGCCGCCUCUCCCUGCCCCGCUGCCCUCGGGGCUGGUGGGGGGGGGGACCCGGUGCUCCGCGCAGAGUUUGGAUCUUCAGGGCAAUUCGCCCCUUCUGCAGAGCCGGCAGGUGCAGUGCCUUUGCUGCGGGACUCCCGAGCGUAGAGGUGGUUAGGAGGGUGCUGCGGGCCGCAGGCGUCCUUUCUGCCAAACCUUCUGUGUCCAUCUUGCACCCCCCCCUCAGGGGCAAGACGCAGCCCUGCCGUGGGUCUCCACACCGGUAUUUCUGUUCCUCUGCUUGCGCACGCCUCUUGCUCCUCACGUUUUGCAAUACCCACCCUGCUCCAGCCAAACACCCACCGCACUGGAAGGAGAGGGAAUAAAAACUCGUGCCCUCUUACACCUUGGUACAGUGCAGCUGCGGGCACCAGGACGGGAGAGCAGAGCGGUUUGCACUUCAAAACGGGGUGUCCUGGCUACCCAGGCCUUUCGCCAAAGAGCAGCCCCGUGCCCACGGGAGCCGCGGAGCUCCGCGCGGCCCCUCUCACAGCAGCAACCUGGGGACACGGCGGUUCCCCCCCCCUUUCCCGGUGCUAUGUCUUCCCAAAUCCCUUGAAACCCCACCAGCUUUGGAGCAAACCCGGCAACACGGGGCCUGGCGGGGAGGGAAGGAGCGGCGGGAAGCCGUGCGCCCUCCUGCCAGCGCUGGUUCAUCUGCCGGCAGGGCAGAAAGAGGCCCCUGGUGAAGCGGAGCAGGGCUGACCCCAACCACCCGCUGGGCCCCCUCGCUCUGCGGGAAAUGACCCGUUUGCUAUGGAGGGCUCCAGCUCAGCGGGGAAACGAAGCGUUACUGGGUUGCUCUUUCUAUAUAUUUUUGUAGGAUGGGGGGGGGGGGGUGGGGGGGGUGGGAAAGCAGAUGGCAGAUGCCUGCGGAAGUUGUUUAUUUUUAACCCCGUAGAAAGUUUUGGGUUGGUUUUGGGUUUGGUUUUUGGCCUUUAAAAAAUGGUCCUUGCUUUUGAUGUUUAUGCUGCCUACCUGUAAAUCCAGAUGUACUUAAGUGGCUGAAAUCCUUGUUCUUAAAUCAGAUACACAUUAUAGUUUUGAACUAUAUAUAUAGUAAAUAUAUAUAUAUAUAUGCCUAACCCAGCAAAAAAAAAAAAAAAAAAUAAAGUAUUUGGGGGUGGGAAAAUGCGUUGUUCUUUGAAAUGAAUCACAAUUGGGGGAUAAAAUUGUGUUUCUGAGUGCCUCAAGAUAAGAAUUGUUUUCAUUUUUUUAAAUAAUUUUAUACAAGUGUCAAAACAGCUGGCUGGAUUAUUUGGAAUUUUUAAAUAAUCCUAACUUUUUUAAAGUAGAUUUUGAGAACUGUCCUGUAUAUAACAGUAAUGUAGCAAUAAAUGUGACAUUUUAUAACAAUA
Molecule: messenger RNA, 9762 nt
Organism: Tyto alba (common barn owl)
Lineage: Eukaryota; Metazoa; Chordata; Aves; Strigiformes; Tytonidae
Gene: TCF3
Product: transcription factor 3
Exons: 20
Coding region: 147-2177 (676 amino acids)
Biological process (GO): regulation of transcription by RNA polymerase II
Cellular component (GO): transcription regulator complex
Molecular function (GO): DNA-binding transcription factor activity, RNA polymerase II-specific; RNA polymerase II cis-regulatory region sequence-specific DNA binding; protein dimerization activity
Source: RefSeq, a predicted model, not a curated record